AUGGCGUAUACCGAAAUUGAACUCGCGGAGAAGAUAUCUAUUGUCGCACAAAAGCGAUAUCAGCAAAUAAAACCCUCAGGAAAGCCCACUUGCAAGUCAAAUGGUGUUAAAGAAUGGACUGUAUUAGCGGCUGUCGUAGCAUUUAACAAUGAGCACGAUGAGUUCCGCCUAAUAUCUUUGGCGACUGGCGUCAAAGCUUUACCAGACGAAGAGUUAAAACGAAGCCAAGGGCGCAUGGUGCAUGAUUCGCAUGCUGAAAUACUAGCAAUUAGAGGUUUGAACACUGCUUUUCUUCGACAAAUCGAGAUGCUAGACAGUGACCAUGAAAACGAAAAAUGCGAUCUUAUCGAAGAAACUGAUUCUCCAGGUGUUUACAGAUUCCGCAGUGACGUCUGGAAGCUGGCCUUGUACGUUUCUAAGAUACCUUGCGGUGAUUGUAGCAUGCAUACACUAAAUGAUCAAGAUCAUACUGGUAUACAUUUUGGUGAAGAAGAUACCUGCCAAUACAUAGAUCCUAAUGUGAAAACAACUCUCCGGGGCCGCUUCAACUACAGUAAAAAAGGAAUAUGUAGGACUAAACCAGGAAGAGCAGAUUCUAAUCUUACUGUUUCCAAAUCCUGUUCAGAUAAAUUACUCUCGAAGACCGUGAUGUCAGUUCUUAAUGCCAUAAACUGGGACCUCCUCCAACAUCCAGUCUACUUGGACUAUCUAAUACUACCUGAAAGUAACAGAGAACUGAAGCUUAGUUGUAAUAGAAACUUCCGAGAACGGCUGGCAUCGUUUCCCGGUGUUCAUCCUGUAAAUAUUCUCUACUGCAAAACAAAAUUCAAUGACGAUCAGAACGAAGAAGAAACAAAGACUCCAUGUCCAGUAUCCAGUAUCCUCCUAGAUAUCCUACCGAAGAGCGUGAUUAUUGAACAAUGUAUCUUAAAUGGUGUCAGAAACGGUUGUUACGUUAAGGGUCCCAAAGAUUUACGGAAGAAUAGUGAGUCAGUAGUAAGCAGGCUCUCCCAGUGGCAGUCCUUUAAGAAGCUAAAAAAACACCGGCAUUUCAGUUCUUAUAUGGAUUUUAAAGCUCAAGAGCUAUAUAGAAAUGAACUAAAGCUUAAAUUGAGAGCGGUUUUGUCCCCUGACGGCUGGAUCCACACCCGCACCGACAAUUUCCAUUAG
This is a messenger RNA of Eremothecium sinecaudum, 1170 nucleotides long. It is a transcript of the gene TAD1, whose product is annotated as tRNA-specific adenosine deaminase. Gene Ontology annotation, molecular function: RNA binding; tRNA-specific adenosine-37 deaminase activity. Bases 1 to 1170 code for a protein of 389 amino acids. Lineage: Eukaryota; Fungi; Ascomycota; Saccharomycetes; Saccharomycetales; Saccharomycetaceae. Gene Ontology annotation, biological process: tRNA wobble adenosine to inosine editing. The transcript has a single exon. The record is from RefSeq and is a predicted model, not a curated record.